GUCUCUCAUGCCCUUGAUGCUGGGCCACAACCAUUUCAAUCUGCCUCCUAUUAUUUCUCUCUGUUCACCUUGAACUUAAUGACUCUUUCUCAAUAACUUCUUCAUUCCACUGUAUACUUGGCCAUCAUGUCUGCUAUAACGCCUGCUGCUUCCACCCCGGGCCCUGAAGCCGCGUCUCCUGCGACUGCUAGUCAAGACGCAAAUGCGUCCGCUUCCUCGAUAGACCGUCAAAUACUCGAGUAUCUGCGAGCUCGAGGACACAAAGCUGCUGAACAAGCCUUGCUGGAAUCCUUGGAACAGGGUGGCACUCCGGAUGAGAACAAAGCAGGGCCCUCUUCGACCAUUUCGACGGAUGAUCUGGUCAAGAAAUUGGCGAUAAUCACUCAGAAGUCUACAAAGCCUGGCGACAGUUCACUCAAAGAUGCCUCUACAGUUCUGUCCGAAAUGGUGGCCAUAGGCAAUUCAGUGAACAUACAGAAUCUAGUCUCCAGCAUUGGGAACGUCGGUGCGGAGGACAUAUUGUCACUCGACCCGGGUGACAAGCAAGAGGGAUAUCGAGAAUUGGAGGCUUGGGUAGAAGGUUCAUUGGAUAUGUAUCGACCCGAGUUUCGGCCCAUCCUCUUCCCUAUCUUCGUUCACUUUUACCUUGACCUAAUACAACAUGGUUUCAAGGAUGCUGCUCUCAAAUUCUUCGCAGAUUAUUCAGCUUCUUUGGCACCGGCGCACAGUGCCACCCUGCACCACCUCUCAACAUUGCACUUACCCACCCAUGUUCAAAAUGAUGAACUCGCUCAGCGAUUCAGAAAUGAGAAGUACACCAUUCGAAUGAGCCGUUCAGGUUUCAGCCUCCUGAUUGGAUGGCUGAAUGAAGGUAUUGGUGGUGAAUCACUGGGUUCCGGUGUUGGCUUUGCGGGCGAGAAAGGGAAGCGGGGAAGGGGCGCCAUCAUGCGAGUGGUGAACAACCACCUGAAGUUCGAUGUGACUUCUGCACCUGGUACAUCGGUUUCUGCUGAGAGUUGGGAAGAGAGCUCUGGUCUAUUAUCGUCAUUAAUUCCACAGACAGCCGGUUCCACUACAUAUGAUCCCAUGGCAUUCAAUGCAGCCAAAGGCCAAUUGAAACUUGGCCCCGCACCGGUUCCUGAGGACCUACAGCAUGAAACGGAACGUGUCGUCCGUGAACAAUCAAUGGUGGACAGGGAUCCUGGUGCUCAGUAUGACCUUCAUUACGCACGCCCAGUGCCGCCGCCUGGUGUUGUGUUGCCCUCGCAAUCGGACUUAUUACCUCAUCCUCCAAGUUUCAGGACCGUGGACGUCAAACGAGAAGUCGAGAAGAUUAGGGAUGCGCGGAAGAGGAUUCGCUUGGAUCCUUCUGCUUUAUCCACUGCCAAUCUGAGUGCUGCACAUGGAGCAGCUGCUCGUUCGAGAGCAAUACCGAGUAUAUGUGCAUACACAUUACACGAUGUUGGAGAAGGAGCACCUUGCGUCACAUUCUCACAGGACACUUCAUUGAUGGCAGCAGGGUUCUCAGAAAGCUACGUUCGACUGUGGAGUCUCAAGGGCGAGAAGUUGAAGGGACUCCGCAGUGAUUUCCAGACGAGUUCAAUCACUGGAGCAAAGUCUCUUCGUAAAAUACGCGAAAAGGGUGGAUCGACUACCCGCAAACUGAUCGGGCACAGCGGUCCUGUAUACUCCGUUGCUUUCGACCCUGUGGGUGGCUCGGCGGUUCCUCCGAAGUAUCUGCUCUCUUGUUCAGCGGAUGCGACAACCAGACUCUGGUCUCUUGACACCAUGACGAAUGUUGCGGUAUACCGGGGUCAUCAAAAUCCAGUAUGGGAUGUUCAAUGGAGUCCCAUGGGCGUAUACUUUGCCACGGCAAGUAGGGACCGGACUGCCAGACUUUGGUCAACUGAUAGGGCAAGUGCGUUGAGAAUAUAUGCAGGCCAUCUAAGCGAUGUCGACUGUGUGCGUUUUCACCCAAAUUCGCUGUACCUUGCGACCGGCUCAAGUGACUGGACGGCGAGGCUUUGGGAUGUCCAGCGCGGAUCAUGUGUCCGCGUAUUCAUUGGGCACCAAAAUAUUGUGUCGACGAUGGCGUUUAGUCCGGAUGGCAAAUAUCUGGCAACAGCAGGCGAGGAUCUUGCUAUCAACAUCUGGGACAUUGGUUCUGGCCGUCGAGUCAAGAAGAUGACUGGACAUACCGCUUCCAUCUAUUCUCUCGCCUGGAGUGCAGAAUCAAGUGUGCUCGUUAGUGGAGGCGCAGAUUGGACAGUUCGUUGCUGGGAUGCCAAGAGUUCAGGUGGACCGGCCAGCAAGUCCAAUCAAAAUGGAAUGAUAGUCAAUGGUUACGGAGGCGAAGAGAAUGGUAUCACGAAGGAGCAUGAUGAACUGCCAAGUAUUGAGACGUCUGAUCUUCUGGCUACGUUCCCUACGAAACGGACACCGAUCGUUAAUGUUCAGUUCACUCCUCGUAACCUCUGUCUUGUAGCGGGACCGUAUCUUAGUCCCGAGCAGAGAUGACCUAUACCCAGAUCUCCCUCGUAUUUUCCUGCUGUUUGUAGACGACAGUUCGUUGUUCAGUUCACGAUCCUCGGAUUCCUUCCUCUACGUUGUCUUUGUUGAGACGGCGGCCCGGCCUUUCAUACUCGUUGUUCAUGUAUUCCCAUCUUGCCUCUGCUUUGAUAUUAUUCAGGUUAAGUGGGCUCUACAGGCCAAGUCUUCCACAUUGUGCGCGACAUUCAGCAGGUUAAUUCUUAAGCACUUGAAGCAAAAUAUCCAUUCGGUUCAAAAAAUCCAAGCCCUACAG
Molecule: messenger RNA, 2803 nt
Organism: Somion occarium
Lineage: Eukaryota; Fungi; Basidiomycota; Agaricomycetes; Polyporales; Cerrenaceae
Source: the annotation of a GenBank genome assembly